UGAGAGAGCGUGAGAGUGGCCCGAGACAUGAUGUCCAUUGGAGCUGAUAGCUGACACUGUAGCAUGAGAGAGGAUGGAACAGACAGACAACCCUGCCCCUGAGAGCAACAACCCUAAUGGGUUUGUCAAUCGAGUGUUUAAUGUUUCUCUGGAUGUGGAGAAUGAAACGAGCAGUGUUUAUAUUCAGGAGUCGGGGCAGGGAGGUACCCAAGCUGCCUCUUCUCAGUCCCCUGUCAAGGACAGACAGGAGGUCAACCGGAGGCCCCGUGCGUCAGGCGGCAUCUGGAAGAUCUUGAACCGAAAGAGAGCAAUGUCAGAGCUGGAUCGGCGACCCCACUCCAUGAUCUUGCCCGGGGAGGCUUCCAUCCCUAAACUCUCAUUUGCUGACAAAGUUCGCUCAUUCAAGAAGCUCAAGUCACCCUCUGUGUUCAAGGGCAAGGCAGGGAAACUGUCCACAGCAAAGUUCAGCAGCUCGUUGGUGGACGAGGAGUCUUUCUGUCAGGACAUUGGCACACCACAGCAGUCCAGCAGGGGCACACUACGACACCGUGGCAAGCGACACUCAUAUGCUGGCUACACUGCCGAAUUUGACUGCUCGUUUGAAGAUAUUGACCUCUCAGCUACCCUAGACAGCCAUCAGCCCCCUGUGACAGGAGAGGCUGUGACUCAGAAUGGUUGUAAACAAUCUGAAAGAGUUUCCUAUACCAAAAGAAGCCACAACAAUUCAAACAACUGUAACAAAACAGCUUCAGCCUAUGAAGAGCCCAGCAUUAAAGGUAGCCUGCGUACCAACCAGGGGACAGGGAGGAGGCACAAAGAUGUGUGGAGUUACCUGAGGAGGAUUUCUAUUUUGGGGAAGGCCAACCCUGUUUACUCAGAGAGGAGCUUUGACUCUGAACUCCCCUCUCUGGACAAAACCAUAGACUCAGACUAUGGCUCUGUAGACUUUGAGAUUGUCAGAGACUUUCAACCUCCGCCCCCAAAACACUCUGACACCAAGGGGCACUUUGGUGGCCUGUUCAAGUUUUUCAACAGCGUAGCAGAGACGGCCAGAAAAUGGCGGACAACAUCACGGUCCUUUUCGCCUCCAGAGGGAGAGAUGACUCCGAUGAGCUCCCCGAGGGCCCCACAGCGCACAGUGGACAAUAUUCACAGUGUGUCCCUGACACUUCACAGCGAAGGACUUCCAACAUCCCAGCCUACCCCGUCGUCACCAGUGAACACUAAACCCUUACACUCCAGUAGGUUUGACAGCGAGGCUACAGUGCCUGCGACAGGGGGACGAUCCCCUAAGGUGGUCCUGAAAGCCUUCAGGGCAUGCCCAAGAUCUCAAGCUGUCAAUGGCCUCCAGAGUUCUGAGGACAAACACACAGAUGGAGAGGCAAACCACACGUCCACAGCCAUAGUAGAGAAUCACAUCCCUCAGUCAUGUCCAAACACAGAGUCUAAAGCGGUAACAGGGGUUAAAAGAGAUCCAUUACACUGUCUGUGUCAGGAGGAAAAGGUAGAGGGACACACAGGAAAUGAGCAGGAUUCCAAGGAUGCUCCACCUGACUCCCACCAGAUACAGGAAGUGAACGUGCAAUCACAACAAGGUGAUAAAGAGAGUACAACCAAUAGCGUGUCUGCAUCAGAUUCCACAGAGGAAAUAUUUAAGCUGUGUGAGCAGAUUGCCAGCCAGACAGGCUGCAGUGUAAGACAGCCGGGCUCAGCCAUGCCCCACUCUAGCACAGAGAGGACCUCUGUACAACACAAGCACCCCCGCACUCGUCCUCGCCCGGCCUCGGCUGUCCUGGACCUGUGGAGGCCCAACCAAGACCGAGAUCUCUACAGCCACUACAGUGAUGUCGGCUCGCUGUGUCGGAGAAGACGCAGGCCUGCUCCCGCCAUGCAACAUUCCCCGGGGCAGAGACGGGUGGCUGCUCGCUCCAGGCCCUGCUCUGUCAUAGAGACCAGUGUUACUAGGGAGACGCAGUCCAUGGAGAUGCACCACAGAGCCUUGUCUCGCCCACCGGGCGUGUCACCAUUAGAGCCCCCACUUCGGGCAUCUCUCCAGCGGUGCAGCUCCAUGCCGCUUUCCCCCAGCACACUCACGGCCUUGGCGCUGCUCCUUCCUCACUCAGAUAUGGGUCAGUCGUCAUCGUCGGUGCGUUUGCGGUCCAGAGACACCGGGAGCUGCAACAGGAGGAGGCUGUUGAGACCUGGCUCAGAACCACUGCAGGUCAACAUAGUGAGUGGCAAGGUGUCUGUAUACACAUCCAAAGUGUACGUGCCACACUGA
This is a messenger RNA of Paralichthys olivaceus (Japanese flounder), 2281 nucleotides long. Lineage: Eukaryota; Metazoa; Chordata; Actinopteri; Pleuronectiformes; Paralichthyidae. The record is from RefSeq and is a predicted model, not a curated record.